Messenger RNA from Ambispora leptoticha, 735 nucleotides. Lineage: Eukaryota; Fungi; Glomeromycota; Glomeromycetes; Archaeosporales; Ambisporaceae. The record is from the annotation of a GenBank genome assembly.
AUGAAUGAGCUUCAAAAGCGACAAGAACAGUUUCCAGAUUAUUAUUCUUUCUCGCGGUUACAAGACGAUGAAGACAAUGUUAUUAUAUCCUCUAAUCCGAUAGAACCUUACUCGUAUUAUAAUGACGACUUAAUUUCAACAUCAUUAAUAGCAAUUUCAAGUUUUAUCGAGCAAGUUGAAGAGCACAUUAUUAGUCACAACGAUAGCAGUAUUCGUCGUGGCAACGAUUCGUUAGAAGAGCAAGAAUCGACAAUAAUAAUCCCAGUUAACGAUCUCGUAGAAAAUGAAAAUACACACAAUUUGGUUGAAUAUUUUCGAUCGACUAAUGUGAACAUUACAGGUGCAGAUGAUGAUAAUAAGAGAAACGCCAUUAAUCAUCAUAAUGAAGUGUUACAUUUCACCACAUUCAAUGAGGAUGCUAACAAUAUUAAUGAUGAACAAUUAGUAUUACCAACCACCGUAGAAACGCAUCAUUUAAUUACUAAUUUCGAUGAUAAUUAUGAUAACAUUAAUAACUCCAGAUCGGAAGAUAAUCAUGUCAACAAAAAAUUUAACAUUGAUUGCCAAUUACGAUUCGAUGAUGGUGUCAUCGAAAGGUUCAACACGGCAAGGAGAAACACAGUAAGCGUUUCAAAAGGAAUCAGUGUUACCAGGGUUGAAGAGAGGCUACCAUAUGCAAUGUUGAAUAUCGAGAAUUAUAGUUGGCGUGAUUGCGUAGAUGUUGGACUGGAAUAA